Messenger RNA from Anopheles cruzii, 870 nucleotides. Its product is annotated as ubiquinone biosynthesis O-methyltransferase-like. The record is from RefSeq and is a predicted model, not a curated record. The coding region runs from base 1 to 870 and encodes 289 amino acids. Gene Ontology annotation, biological process: ubiquinone biosynthetic process. The transcript has 2 exons. NCBI's taxonomy places the organism in Eukaryota, Metazoa, Arthropoda, Insecta, Diptera, Culicidae. Gene Ontology annotation, molecular function: 2-methoxy-6-polyprenyl-1,4-benzoquinol methyltransferase activity.
AUGGAUUCGAAACUAGCAGUCAUCUGCGAGCUUUGUUGGUCUUUUCUACAAGCGAUGGCGAUCAAAUGCUUCCGAGCGCUGUCGGUCGCAUUUCUAAGCCUGGUAGAUGGCCUUUCGAUGCGUGGAACAGUGGCAGACGAAGUCGCAACGUUCGAUCAGCUUGCCAGCCGCUGGUGGAACCUGGAUGGACCAAUGAUGCUGCUCCACAAAUUAAACGAUUUACGCGUCCCGCUGGUCGUGGAAGGACUCAUCAGUGCGGGAAAAAUGGAUCGUAAACAGCGCUUCAAGACGGAUGCGCUGGAAGGGCUGAAAAUACUGGAUGUUGGUUGCGCCGGUGGCAUCUACACGGAAGCCCUCGCCAAGUUGCACGCAACCGUUGUCGGUAUCGAUCCCGCGGAGCAUCUGAUUGAGGUAGCCAAAGCUCACGCUGAAACUCAGCCGGAACUCAAGGACCGCUGCCAUUUUCUCGUGGAAUCGAUGGAGCAACAUGCGGCCGGGGACAACUCCGCCAAGUACGACGUGGUGGUGCUGUCGGAAACGAUCGAACAUGUCGUGGACAAGAGCGAACUGCUGAAAGACAUUGCUUCCGUGCUGAAAUCCGGCGGUUCAGUGUUCAUCACGACCUGGAGUAAGCAGUGGUGGGGCUGGCUGCUGGCCGUUGUGAUUCUCGAGCGCGUUAUGAGGCUUCUGCCGAGGGGAACCCACGAUUACAGCAAGUUCAUCAGCCAGGAAGACGCAGAGGCCAUGCUUGAGGGCUACAAUUGUCGCACGGUCGAGCGCCGUGCGUACUAUUUGAAGUUCUGGGAAAACGAGUGGACCUGGGUGCCGUUCAACAACUUUGCCUACACUUUACAUGCGAUCAAGGAGUGA